Molecule: messenger RNA, 630 nt
Organism: Ipomoea nil (Japanese morning glory)
Lineage: Eukaryota; Viridiplantae; Streptophyta; Magnoliopsida; Solanales; Convolvulaceae
Product: protein RADIALIS-like 4
Exons: 2
Coding region: 95-367 (90 amino acids)
Molecular function (GO): DNA-binding transcription factor activity
Source: RefSeq, a predicted model, not a curated record
CUCUCUUUCCUUAUCUGCUCCACUCUUUUCAAUUCUCUUCUUUCUUUUUUGGUUUUUUUUUUUUCCCUUUUAAAAUAAAUAAUAAGAAGUUGCAAUGGCAUCAAGUUCCUUUCGUUCUUCAUGGACUCCCCGCCAAAACAAGUUGUUUGAGAAGGCUUUGGCGACGUUUGACAAGGACACGCCGGACCGGUGGCAGAAUGUCGCCAGAGCUGUGGGUGGCGGCAAGUCCGCCGACGACGUCAAGCGCCACUAUGAGAUCCUUCUGGAGGAUCUGCGCCGUAUAGAGUGCGGCGACGUUCCUCUCCCGGCCUACAAGACCACCGCCGUUGAUGAGCAAAGGCUUCUGAGGUUUCUUAAGCUGCAAUAAGAAGAGGUCUGAUUAGAAGAUUAAUAAGAUGACGAUGGGGUUCGAUAUGGAUCUGUCAUCACCGUAGAUUUCAUCCGAUCUCAAAAUAAUCUAAUCUGCUGUCAUGUCUUCUGCGGUAGUCCGAUCCUUUAAUUUUCAGUACUAAUUAUUCACCACUUUAUGUUGUAAUAUAAUAUAUAUGUUUCUUCCAUAUCUAUAUAUGUAUAUCGUCGUUUAUGGCAAUGUAUGUACGUAUAUAAUCCUUAAUCUAUUGUCGUUGUCCA